AUGACAAUUGACCCUGACUCGGAAUCUUCUCUCUCCGACGAAGAAGACUCUUCUGGGGUACAAGUUUCCCCCCCUUCUGAGUCGGAGAGCCAUGGAUACCAAGAGUCCUACGACGAAUGGGCGCACCUAUCAUAUCCUGAUGAAUUGAAACCUUCGGAUUCCGCUUCACGGCCCAGAACCACACGCCGGCUACGUACACGUAGUACAGCUCAUGGCUCUUCGUCUGCCAUUCGCCGCCACUCAGCAAGGCAUCACAUGGCGCAGGAGCGGGAAUCGUUUGCCAGGCGUGCUCGUCGUAACCCUUCCCCGGACUCCCCAGAGAGCGCCGACUCAGCCGAAGAGUACGGCGCUCCAUACGGGCGUAUGCCUCAAGAGCGAAGAUUUUGGCCAUCUAUGCCUCAGGGGACAGGGUACAGUCAUCAUUCCUCUCCGGGACAAUCAUACGUCUAUCCUAAUGGGAAUGCAAUGCCACAUGCUUCAUUCGUGCACCUGAAUGGUGUUGCGGCUCCAUCGGACCAGCUCAUAAGACUUGGCCAUCAAGGUCAGCAAAUUCCAUACGGUCAUUCGAUCUACGGGUACAGCUCGCAACAUCCUGGUCCCUCUAUGCCUCCUUUUCUAGCUCAUGACCGUCAUCCUGGACACCAACCACACCCUAUCACAACCGCCUCUCAUGGCCGGAAUGAGGGGCACAAUCCUUCUCAGCACUCAUUAUCACACCAUAUGCCAGGGCAUGGUCCGCCUCCCUACGGGCCUCAUGAUAUGAUGAUACCUUACGGCCCCGGGCCUUACUACCCAUUCAGAGAUCCUUAUCAUGUCGUAUCUGGGAUGAUGCCGCCUUACUACCAUCCAUAUCCUCGCGCGCAGUCUCCCAGUCAAGUUGAAUCCUCUGAAUCACCUGGCGUCUCACCUGCUGAUGCAGAGAAAGACGAGGCAAUCGCGAGGCUAGAGAAGCUGAUACUCGAGGAAAGGACCGAAAGGGAAGCUCGAGAAGCUCGAGAAGCUGCCAAACAAGCUGCCAUCGAGCAGGAGGCCGCCGAGCAAGCUGCAAGAGAUGCACGUGCUGCACACGAAAAGAAAAUUGCGGAGGACGCCGCAUCACAGGCAAGGGCGGAGGCUGAGCUAAAGGCCGCAGAAGAAGCCGCAAAAGCCAAAAAGGAAGCAGAAGAUGCGGCAGCCGCGGCAGCAGAAGCAGCUGCCACUGCGGCUACGGAAGCAGCAAACGCGGCGGCCGCAGAAGCUCUCGCAGCUGCGAAAGCCGCUGCGAAUCCACCUCCCCCGGAAAAAAAGAAGCCUAUAAAGUUUAAGGAUGCAGUAGGGAGGAAAUUUAGUUUCCCUUUUGACUUAUGCUGUACCUGGAAGGGUAUGGAAGAGCUAAUAAGACAGGCAUUUCUUCAUAUUGAGCUAAUAGGUCCUCAUGUGGCUGAAGGACACUACGAUCUGGUGGGCCCUAAUGGCGACAUAAUCCUGCCCCAAGUUUGGGAGACUGUUAUUGAACCGGAUUGGACCAUAACAAUGCACAUGUGGCCCAUCCCAGAAAAGCCCAAAGACGCCGAGCCUGCUGCACAAGCAGAUGUAGCCGCAGAACCGUCGCCUCCACCCGAAGCUGCAUCAGUUGCAGAUGACACUACAGUCACUGUCAGUGAGGAAGCCAAGAAGAAAACAGAUCAAGCAGGUCCCAAAAAGCCACGACCGAAGGGCCCGGAUCCCGGUGCUUUCGCAAUGUGGAUGGUUGGAGGCAAUCGUCUUAGGCUAAACAAGGCUUUAAAAAUGGGAAAAAAGCCUAAGGCAGUCCAGCACGGCACCUCCUGCCGUGUUAUGUGA
Messenger RNA from Aspergillus saccharolyticus JOP 1030-1, 1821 nucleotides. RefSeq lists its product as uncharacterized. Lineage: Eukaryota; Fungi; Ascomycota; Eurotiomycetes; Eurotiales; Aspergillaceae. The transcript is spliced from 4 exons. The record is from RefSeq and is a predicted model, not a curated record. The coding region runs from base 1 to 1821 and encodes 606 amino acids.